Molecule: messenger RNA, 1867 nt
Organism: Orussus abietinus
Lineage: Eukaryota; Metazoa; Arthropoda; Insecta; Hymenoptera; Orussidae
Product: RNA-binding protein 40
Exons: 5
Coding region: 44-1432 (462 amino acids)
Biological process (GO): mRNA splicing, via spliceosome
Cellular component (GO): U12-type spliceosomal complex
Molecular function (GO): pre-mRNA intronic binding; U12 snRNA binding
Source: RefSeq, a predicted model, not a curated record
UAAAUAUUGAGCCUUUUUGUAUGUUUUAAAAGUCUCGUGAAAAAUGUCAUCACAAAUGGCUGGAGAUACGCUUCGAGUUUUGCAUCUACCAGCUCAUUUGAGUGACAGCCAGAGGGACGUUCUGCUCAAGAAAUAUGGAGCCACAAAGACAAGGACCGUUAGAAAGUCCGAUAAGUAUGCCGCAACGUUUGCUGCAUUUCCAUCGAAGCAUGCAGCUACGGAAGCGUUUCUGCGCCUGCAUCAGCUGCAGGUGAAAGGACGCUACCUUUCGGUGGAGUUUGCCAAACAAUCGAUUCCCUCUGACUCGUCGGCAGAGUUAUUAGAGGCAGUGGGUGCUGGAAAGGACGGUGCUAAAGACUCGUCGCAUACGGAGCAUCUGCAAGCUUUUCUGAAGCAAUUAAAUAGCUGGACAGGAAAUCAUGUAUUUACACAACCGCCAUCUCCUAAUGUUUGUUACAAGUAUCCAUCGCCCACAAAGAACACUCUGUUGAGGAUAGCGAUUCAGCUUUUAAAGGAACCGGCAUUUUACACACAGGUAUUACAUUUAAUGAACAGAAUGAACUUGCCUCCCCCAUUUGAGGAACUAGAGGGAGAAUUUCCAAUGCUGGCAGAGGCGUACGACAUGGAGAGGUAUAAGAAUAUUUUUGGAAUCCGUAGAACGGGUAAGGAUGACGGUAGAGAAGAUGAGGAUGAAGAAGAGGAAGAAUCGGAGCUCGAGUCCGAAGAGGAACAAGACAGGCCUGUGGAAGUGAUCCCAGCGAAACGGAAACGUCUUCAGCCGACAAAACGUCUGAAGAUCCCUAAAUUUGUAAAUCCUGCAAAACAAAAGAUUUCCACCGCGAGUCAAAGGCCAGUGAGGCCGGAAGAUGUAUUUGAGCCUGUGCAACACGACGAGGCAAAGAAUGUGAAAAUCGAGAUGAAAUUGUCGGAAACUGUGAUGAAUAGUGCGGAAACAAUACCUGAGAGCAGAAUGGAAGUAGAAAGUGGUUUUGGUCUGAUGUUCCCGGCGAAAAGAGAUGAGGAGGAAGAAUCUAUGCCUCGAGUCUCUGACGAUGACUCCGAAGUACAGGAAUGUAUCACGUCGGAACAGCUAGCAAGUAACAGGAUAUCUGCGAAUGACCAGAGACUGCUUCCCGUGUUUAAAAACUACCACGCUGGGAAACCGUCUUGUCGUUUGUAUAUAAAAAAUCUUGCGAAGCAAGUAGAGCCAAAGGACCUCGACUUCAUCUAUAGGAAGUACCUACUUCCAAGCUCAGAAAAGUUCGAAUCAGAGUUUAAUGUAAGAUUGAUGCAGGAGGGACGGAUGAAAGGGCAAGCAUUUGUCACGCUGCAAAACCUGGAGCAAGCCCAUUUAGCUCUCGAGGAAACUAACGGCUACAUAUUAAAGGACAAGCCGAUGGUCGUGCAAUUUGCGAAAGCACCAAAGAGCUAAUCUCGAAUCAAAGACAAAGACUGCUUCUCUAUUUAUACCGCUCUAAUUUAUACAGCGCGUUGUUGUACAUAUAUAAAUAUAAAGUAAUACGGUUUGGAUUUGGAGAUGGAACACAGUAACGAUACGAAUAAUUUAUAAUUCGUAAAUUCACGUGGCCUUUCGAAAACGAAGCAUAACAAUUUGGAACAUUACAAUGAUAAAACAUUACACGUUCCCGAAGGAAAUAUCGCGAUAAGUUUCAUAAAUGCAUGCAGACCAAAAUUCUAGAUCCUAUCUUGGACCCAAAGUACUUAAAUGACUUAAAUUGCAUUAUUGCCGGAAAGAGCUUCAAAUGAUACAUCAGAACUUCUUUUGUCGAUUAAAGUUUGACUGAACAUUUUUCAACGACUUCGCGUCAUAAUCAAUUUCGUUGGAUUUCAAACGCGGUGAAAUUCC